Molecule: messenger RNA, 381 nt
Organism: Protopterus annectens (West African lungfish)
Lineage: Eukaryota; Metazoa; Chordata; Ceratodontiformes; Protopteridae
Product: 1-phosphatidylinositol 4,5-bisphosphate phosphodiesterase beta-2-like
Exons: 5
Source: RefSeq, a predicted model, not a curated record
UGGGAGGAUGAAACUUCUAACACUUCUCCUGUGAUGAUGCGAGUUGACCCAAAAGGUUUCUAUGUUUACUGGACAUUUCAGAGCAAGGAGAUUGAGUUUCUGGAAAUCAGCAACAUCAGAGACACAAGAUUUGGAAAGUAUGCCAAAAUACCAAAGAGCCAAAAGCUCCGUGAGGUUUUCAACUUGGACUUUCCUGAAAACAACUUCUUGGCCAAGACUCUUACCCUUGUCUCCGGCCCUGAUAUGGUCAAUCUGACAUUUCACAACUUUGUGUCAUACAAAGAAAAUGUCAAUAAGCCUUGGGCAGAGGACAUUAUGGCCAUUGUUAUCAACCCGCAGACAACCAAUUUAUCUCGCAUGGGAUUCUUUGAGAAGGUGUAA